AUGGGUACGGAAACGUUUUCGCUUCCUGAAGGGCCCGCAGAGUUAUCGAGAGCGGUCGUCGAUGCUCUGUUAGCGUUGCGGCGGAUUUCCGAAGCGGUGGCGACGACGACAACACCACCAACAACAACAGCUACAACCACAGGUUCAGGCUCAGCGACGAAACUGCCGGUACCUGCGGCGGGCAGCGACCAGUAUGUGCCUGGGGCUGCUGGUGCUCCCGACGACCGCACCGAACAACCAGUGGAUUCAACACAACCGGGUUCUAGUCUUUCGCGUGUCGUCGAAGCCCAAGAACGGGUAGCGUUCACGUUAGCUGCCUUGCGCUCGCUUCUCUAUGGCGAAGACUGGCUCGAUCGCUCCGCGACCCGGUCGGCAGUUAUAGCGGAUACGUGCAACCGAGAGAAACGCAACGAUCUGGCAGCUACAACGACAACGCCUGCAAACCAAGCGAAAGGAGGGCAAGAUGCGAGCGAACGGCUGUCGACGGAGGCGCUGCAGUCAGUGGUGUACGAUACAGAGCUUUUGGAGCUGCUCGCUUCCUCGCUACCGCUGAUGGAGUUCGAGUCACGCAAAGACGCUGUGGCUGUGUUCCACAAUAUUUUACGACGACAAGCGGAGAACCAACGAAUGCAGGUGCCCACUAGUGUCCUGGAAAGCCUUCUGGUCGACUACGGUCGACCCGAGGUCGCAUUGUCGUGCGGUAUGAUGCUUCGUGAAGCGUUGCGGCACGAGGACUGCGUUCGCAUGCUUUUCUCCUUAGAUACUUUUUGGAUCUUCUUCAGCCUGUUGCAGAUGAGCAACUUCGACGUCGCUAGCGAUGCUUUCACGACACUGCGAGUAGCGCUCACUCGCCAUAAGAAGCUUGCCGCAGAAUUCAUGCUGCAACAUUUCGAUCGUUUCUUCCUCACCGAAUACAACAACCUUCUCCGAUGUGACAAUUACGUCAGCAAGCGACAGGGUCUCAAGCUCUUGAGCGAAUUGCUUCUCGAUCGUUCCAACUUCUACAUCAUGAUCCGGUACGUUGGCAUGGUCGAAAACCUGAAGCUGGUCAUGACGCUGAUGCUGGAUCCUGGAAAGUCGAUUCAGCUGGAGGCCUUCCAUGUCUUCAAGCUGAUUGUAGCGAACCCGAGCAAACCCGUCGAUGUGAAGCGAAUUCUUUUUCGGAAUCGCGACAAGCUUAUUCGUUACUUGAACGCGCUCGGAAGCGAGGCUCCAACUGGUAAUCCGGCAUUCGCGAGCGAGGCCUUCCGCGAGGAUUUGCAGCUCGUGAUCAGCGAGAUCCAGAAACUCCAGCCUGAAACCAAGUCGCCGUAA
This is a messenger RNA of Cyanidioschyzon merolae strain 10D, 1314 nucleotides long. Its product is annotated as similar to calcium-binding protein MO25. Bases 1 to 1314 code for a protein of 437 amino acids. NCBI's taxonomy places the organism in Eukaryota, Rhodophyta, Bangiophyceae, Cyanidiales, Cyanidiaceae. The record is from RefSeq and is a predicted model, not a curated record. Gene Ontology annotation, biological process: intracellular signal transduction. The transcript has a single exon. Gene Ontology annotation, molecular function: protein serine/threonine kinase activator activity.